GAAUGCCCUGGUGCGGAAAGCAUCAAAAUUGUCUGCCCGUACUGCGAAAGGAACUACUGCCUGAAACAUCGCCACGCUGAUGAGCAUGCUUGUGAGAAUCGUCCCGAGAAGGCUCCCAAACCUCGGAUUCUACCGGUUAUACCACCUGCAGCCCCAGCAGCGCCUGCCGAGAGACAGCCGUCAAGGCAAAUUCGACCAAAUGAAGCAGAUCGAAAGAAAAUGGAUAAGAUUCUUAUAAUGAAGCUGAAGAUGAAUGCGAAAGCGACGGCGGAUGUUCCUACCGGGGAACGGAUGUUUCUGUUUGUGGAAGGUGAUGACCUUAGUGAGCGGAAAGCUGUUGUGGUUAGCAAGAAGUGGACAGUAGGGCGAUGCGCAUCAAAUAUUGCAAGGCUGUUAUCUCUGGAUGAAAAUAAGACACUUCAUAUGUUCACCACGGGAUCAGCAAAGGCGUUGGAUUACGCGGACUCGGUGUCGGAUCAUCUGAGUGACAUGGACACCAUAAUUGUUCAACUUUACGACUAC
Ostertagia ostertagi is the source of this 522-nucleotide messenger RNA. The record is from the annotation of a GenBank genome assembly. NCBI's taxonomy places the organism in Eukaryota, Metazoa, Nematoda, Chromadorea, Rhabditida, Trichostrongylidae.